This is a messenger RNA of Balaenoptera acutorostrata (minke whale), 5334 nucleotides long. RefSeq names its product retinoid X receptor alpha (gene RXRA). Gene Ontology annotation, cellular component: RNA polymerase II transcription regulator complex; nucleus. Gene Ontology annotation, molecular function: nuclear steroid receptor activity; nuclear receptor activity; retinoic acid-responsive element binding. The record is from RefSeq and is a predicted model, not a curated record. Gene Ontology annotation, biological process: response to retinoic acid; retinoic acid receptor signaling pathway; positive regulation of transcription by RNA polymerase II. NCBI's taxonomy places the organism in Eukaryota, Metazoa, Chordata, Mammalia, Artiodactyla, Balaenopteridae.
CGCCGCCGCCGCCGCCGCCGGCUCCCGCCGCCCGGGCCCGGCCGGCCGCGCCGGGGGCCGCCGCGCUCGCCCGCCUCCCGCCGCGAGGUCGCCGCAGACAUGGACACCAAACAUUUCCUGCCGCUCGACUUCUCCACCCAGGUGAACGCCUCUUCCCUCAACUCCCCACGGGGCGCGGCCCCAUGGCCGCCCCCUCGCUGCACCCCUCCCUGGGGCCCGGCAUCGGCUCCUCGCUCAGCUCCCCGGGACAGCUGCACUCGCCCAUCAGCACCCUGAGCUCCCCCAUCAACGGCAUGGGCCCGCCCUUCUCGGUCAUCAUCCCCAUGGGCCCCCACUCCAUGUCCGUGCCCACCACACCCACCUUGGGCUUCGGCACCGGCAGCCCCCAGCUCAACUCGCCCAUGAACCCCGUCAGCAGCAGCGAGGACAUCAAGCCCCCGCUGGGCCUCAACGGUGUCCUCAAAGUCCCGGCCCACCCCUCAGGGAACAUGGCGUCCUUCACCAAGCACAUCUGUGCUAUCUGCGGGGACCGCUCCUCAGGCAAGCACUACGGGGUGUACAGCUGCGAGGGCUGCAAGGGCUUCUUCAAGCGGACGGUGCGCAAGGACCUGACCUACACCUGCCGGGACAACAAGGACUGCCUGAUUGACAAGCGGCAGCGGAACCGGUGCCAGUACUGCCGCUACCAGAAGUGCCUGGCCAUGGGCAUGAAGCGCGAAGCUGUGCAGGAGGAGCGGCAGCGGGGCAAAGACCGGGCUGAGAACGAGGUGGAGUCCACGAGCAGCGCCAACGAGGACAUGCCAGUGGAGAAGAUCCUGGAGGCCGAGCUGGCCGUCGAACCCAAGACCGAGACGUACGUGGAGGCAAAUGUGGGGCCGAACCCCAGCUCGCCCAAUGACCCUGUCACCAACAUCUGCCAAGCGGCCGACAAGCAGCUCUUCACCCUGGUGGAGUGGGCCAAGCGGAUCCCGCACUUCUCUGAGCUGCCCCUGGACGACCAGGUCAUCCUGCUGCGGGCAGGCUGGAACGAGCUGCUCAUCGCCUCCUUCUCCCACCGCUCCAUAGCCGUGAAGGACGGCAUCCUCCUGGCCACCGGGCUGCACGUCCACCGCAAUAGCGCCCACAGCGCGGGGGUGGGCGCCAUCUUUGACAGGGUGCUGACGGAGCUGGUGUCCAAGAUGCGGGACAUGCAGAUGGACAAGACGGAGCUGGGCUGCCUGCGCGCCAUCGUCCUCUUCAACCCCGACUCCAAGGGGCUCUCAAACCCGGCCGAGGUGGAAGCGCUUCGCGAGAAGGUCUACGCGUCCCUGGAGGCGUACUGCAAACACAAGUACCCCGAGCAGCCAGGAAGGUUUGCCAAGCUGCUGCUUCGUCUGCCGGCCCUGCGCUCCAUCGGCCUCAAGUGCCUGGAACACCUCUUCUUCUUCAAACUCAUCGGGGACACGCCCAUCGACACCUUCCUCAUGGAGAUGCUGGAAGCCCCGCACCAAAUGACUUAGGCCCGUGGCCCGUCCUUCGCACCCGCUGGUCCGGCCGCCCCGCCCGGCUGCCAGCUGCUCUUCUCAGCCGAGCCUGUCCCGCCCCUCCUCUGCCUGGCUGUUUGGACUUGGGGGCGUGGCCUGUCACUGCUAAGCCUGAGAUGUGCUACCACCCUCGUUAUUUUCAGUACUACUCGACUGGACCGGGCAGUGGCCAUGCUGGGGUGGCAGCCGGAGUGGCAGGAACUGGUGUGAGCGCCGGGGGAGCCCGGGCGGCUCACGGGGUCUCAGGCCCCCGUCCCCGGAGCUACAGUGGUCAGAGGGUGGCUUUGUUGCGUCACUGUUUUGUUGUCGCUGGGUUUGGAAGUAUCCCGCGCGAGGUCCUCUGUUCGCAGGGAGCCCUCUGCUUCCUGUGUGUGCUGGCAACCUGCCAGCCCGGCCUCACCCACAAUCGGGAGGAGGGGACAGGUGCGGGGGGGGGGGGGGUUGGCAUUUCAUUGCAAAAGACCCCACGUGCCCCCUGGGAGGACGGGAGGGGCUCUGGGGCAAGCAGCCUUGUCUCCCCUCAGAAUGAAGGGUGAGCAACCCGUUUCCAAAGAUGACUUUCAACUUUGUCCCCGAGCCAAUCAGAACAGAAGCUGACCUCUGUGCAGGGUUUGGGGGCCACCUCAAGGCUGCAGGGGCUGGAGUCAGCUGCCCACCCCACCCCACCCCUCCUCAUUUCUCUCUUUGCAUCGUCCUGGUUUCAGCUUCUUCUCCCACAUGGUCCUGUCCAGCCCUGGGUAACCAACACCCCCCCCCCCCCAAAUCUUCCAGUCUGUGCAGAGGGCCAAGGCUGACCCCACUCCCCAGUCCUGGAGGGCUAGCCUGGUCUCUGGCCCUCCUGGAAGCACUGGGGGGGCCAUGCCGACCUGGGCUCUGCUGACCUCUCAAGGGCAGAGGUCACCACCAAGGAGGUCCACAGGGACGGGAGGAGAGGAGAGUCACUUUCCCCAGAGGGUCCUCGGGCAGCUGUGCACGUUGAAGGAGGGACUUGUGGGCACAUGGCUCGGGAGAGGGGGCAGAUGGUCCGUUCUGGAGCGCUCUGGGUAGAGAGGCCCCUUCGCUGGCUGUUCUGUCCAGAGGACUCUUGGGGUCAGGAACCGUUGAGUGCCAGCACCCUUGGGCCGGGGCUGGGUGCCCCUCAGGGACAGCCAGCCCGGCUGUUGUCUUGGCCGGCUGAUGGAGCACUUUGUGGGAGCUCCAUCAACACCUGCUCUGGUUGAGGGCACCCCACCCAGCCCACCCCACCCAACCCUGCACCGGCCCCUGAACCUUUCACCCAGCCCAGGCAGGCAGGCCCUCUGCCCCUGGGGCAGGGGCGGGGGUGGGGUCUCUCAGGUUGAACUGGCCUCUUUUGCACUGUAAUGCCCUCCCUUUGGUCCGAGUACUUUCCAUUUUCACGCCUCGUACUCCCUGAACCCAGCAUUUGUCAGUCGUGGGGGCCUGAGCCGGGCCGGGGGGCCGGGGGUAGGGGUUAGGGAGGAGUCCUGUCUUCUCAGCCCAUCAGGGGGAUGCCUGUCUUCUUCCCGCCGCUCCCCACCAGAGAGGCCCCAGAGCGGGGGUGGGCGUGGGGGCUGUGGAUGCCCUCCCCCCAAGUCUGUUCCCCCAGGUGCUGCAAGGGUGCCCCUGGGGCUGGAAGGGGAGAGGCCGGCCUCCAGGCCUCUAGGGAGGAGGGAGUCCAUUCUUUGCCCUCCAGAGUCUGGCCCGAGCUCAGCGUGAGGCACCUGGGCAGAGGGUGUGGAAGCUUCCACAAACACGUCCUUUCUCUGGCACCCCACCCCGCCCUUAACUUGGUGGCCCAGGCGAGGCGUCCCCUGCCACACAGGCACCCCCAGCCCCGUCCACCAUCUGAGGCAGAGACGGGGCGAGCCCACACCUACCUAGUUGUCCCUCUUCCCAGACUCUCCCUGCAAGCCUUGGCAGCCUUUGGGGGCGUGCUUGUGUCAGGCAGAGGGACGCCGGCACCCUCAGGGGUCUCCCUCUGGGACCCCCUCCCCCUGGGAACGUAGACCGCCCCCCGGCCCACCACCCUGGUGCCUUCCGCAGCCAGAUGCACCCUGUCCGCACCCAGCCCCCUCCCGCUCCCCUGGACCCCUCGGGAACGUGGAGGCUCCAGUGGGGAGAAGCCAGGAUGGGCGCUUUGCUGGGGGGUCGGCCUCGUGGGCGGGCUGCCCGUAAGGCACUGAGGUCCCCAGGCCACCCCCUCCCAAAGCCAGAGAUCCCCUGGCCCCUCGCCACUCAGCCUUCCGUGGCCCCGCCGGCACGGCAGCAUCUUGGGCUCUUGGGGCUGCCAUUUCGUCUUCUCCUCGGUCCGCUGUCAUCGAUGUUGUCAUGCAGUGCUGUUUGUUUGAAAGAUGAUGGUGGGGAAACGGCACAUUACUCAGUAGAGAGGUAGGAUUUUUAUUUAACCAGACCUUCAGUAGUAUUACCAAUCUGGUUCAACUAAGGUGAUUUUUUGUAAUUAUUAUUAUUAUUAUUAUUAUUUUGGUGGGACAAUCUUUAAUUUUCUAAAGAUAGCACUAACAUCAGCUCAGUAGCCAUUCCAGUGCCCGUCCCCGCCUGCUGGGCGCUUCCGGCAUGUCCCCUCCCUGCUUGGACAUCAGAUGGGGCUCCCGAGGCCGAGGAGUGAAGAUGACCGCUCCCCGGGUUUGGAAGGUGUUGGCAGAGCCAGACUCCGACUCGUUCCCCGUCAGGCGUCUCCUCGGAAGCUGGCCUGCCCGGGAAGGUCCGCCCAGAUGGCUCCCGGGUCAGCCCCUGGCCCUCUUGUCCCCUGGGGGGGAAGAUGUCGCCACACUCUCGGUGUUCCGGAAGGAUUCGGGCUGGCAGGCCGGUGGCCAGUGCUGGAGGCCAUGCCGAGCUUCCUCCUCCGUGGGGGCCCCUGGGGGGGGCCCGGCCGGAACGUGCAGCUAGUGGGUAAUCAGCUGAUGUUGUCCCCAUCGCGGAAUUCGGUCCCUGCCCACGCAGGUGUGUGGUAUACAAUGUACAUGCUGUACAGAGACCCUGUGUGCACAGACCUGCUCGCCAUCCACACACGUGUACCAGUUCCCAGCGUUUUCUGUUUAUUUUUAAUCAAGACUUUCCUCCCCCCCCAACCCCCCGUUUUCCUACAGAUUUGCUUCAUGUAAGCAAGUACGUAAGGACCCCUCCUUUGGUGAAAUCCGGGUUCGAAUGAAUUAUCUCGUGGCAAGGAGAUGCAUCUAUUUUAAGAUGCUUUGGUGCAAACAGGUUUAGCCGUUCCCAGUCCUUAGAAUGCCUUAGCCGGGAUGCGUAGCUCACACUUAGAGAGGAUGACACAUACACACAGAGAAAAGAGAUGUCUAAAGCAUCGGGAAAGGUAGAAAAAAAUCUAUUUUUGUACAAAUGUAAUUUUAUCCCUCAUGUAUACUUGGAGGAUGUGGCGGGGAGGGGGGACUUGUUUUGUUUCUGCUUCUAGAGAUUGAGGUGAAAGCUUUCUGAGUCAACGUUGGGACGCAAGGCGGAGCGGAGGAGGGAGCUCUCGGGACGGGGCACGGGCUUCAGACGAAACCGCGGCACGUAGAUGUUUUCUUUCUGGGGCAGGAAGGUGGGCCUGAAACUUUCAAGGGUUUUCUUCCCCUUUCGAGUAAUUUUUAAGCCUUGCUCUGUUCUGUCCCUGUUGCCAGCUGGCCUUCCCGAGACUCUGACUGUGAAAUUACUUCCCCACGUGAUUGUUCUCGAAAACUUCGCGGCCGCAGGUGCCGGGGAUUCACGAACAAUGGUGUUAGAAUUGUGGAAAAGAGAAACUCAAAGCCAAACGUGAGAGGAGAAACAAACAAAACAUGAGUGUUUAAAAAUA